CGGCAGAAAUUGCAUGUUUUUCCCACCUCCCCACCUGCCCAUGUGUGCGCUCUAUAAAUAGAAUAGCAACUCAUCCUCUCCGCCUUCCCUGUCAAAAGGAGCACAAUUUGUGAUUCGAAACGGAGGAGGAGAAAGCAGAGGAAGAAGGAGAAGGAGCACAAUUUGUGAUUUGGAACAGAGAAGGAGAAAAGAGAGGAAGGAGGAGGAAGAGGAGCUUCGUCCUUUCCUCUUCUUCUAAUCCAACAAUUCCUUGCUGGAAGAGGAGAGGAAGGUGCCUCUUGUUUUCCUUUUUGAUCUUCGAACCAUCCAUUACGGAAUCCUAGUUGACAUAGAGGAGGUGCCUUUGUUCUCUGCCCAUUUUUGUUUUCUGCAAUUAGGAGGAACAUUAUUUGUCUUCUUUUUUUUUUUUUUUUUUUUUGCCUCCAUCUUUCAUUUUUCACAACUCGAUUGUUUCCAAGUGGAGGGCAAAGAGGCGUUUUUCUUCCCCCAGCCCUCUUUUUCUCCACCAUUCAAUCCUCUUGAACGCUCCUUCUGCGCUUGUGGAGACAUCUUUGUUGGGAUUCUGGAGGAGGAGAAAUGGCAAGGAUCUCGAUCGGGUUCCUCGGUCUCACCGAACUCUUUAUCAGCACAAUGGUGCAUAUGCUCUUCGGUUUCUACAUAUUCAGCACCGCGGUGGCAUCCGAUGUCUCUCAGGUCCUAACUGAUUGCCUCCGGCCCAAUAUCUUCAACCUGGGAGCCAGAGAGGAGGGAGGCAAUGAUAGCAAGGAGAAAAUGGCGGUAUUGGAGGGCUCUCCGCCCCCAAUUGUGCUGGUUCAUGGCAUUUUUGGGUUCGGCAAAGGGAGACUCGGAGGUUUGUCCUACUUUGCUGGGGCGGAGAAGAAGGAUGAACGAGUCCUUGUGCCUGAUUUGGGAUCCCUAAGCAGCAUCCACGAUAGGGCAAGGGAAUUGUUCUAUUAUCUGAAAGGAGGGGAGGUGGAUUAUGGUGAGGAACACAGCAGGAAAUUUGGCCAUUCACAAUUUGGAAGAACAUAUGAACGAGGCCAUUACCCUUCAUGGGGUGAGCAUCAUCCUGUUCAUUUUGUCGGCCACUCUGCUGGCGUGCAGGUUGUCAGGGUUUUGCAGCAGAUGCUUGCAGAUAAGGCUUUCAAUGGCUUUGACACCUCUGAGGACUGGGUUUUGAGCAUCACCUCCCUCUCUGGAGCCCUCAACGGAACCACUAGGACAUAUUAUGACGGCAUGCAGCCUGAAGAUGGAAGGUCGAUGAAAUCGAUAUGUCUGCUUCAGCUCUGUCGCCUUGGAGUCAUAGUCUAUGACUGGCUGGACAUUACAUGGCUGAAGAACUACUACAACUUUGGGUUCGAUCAUUUUCAGAUGGCAUGGAGAAAUUCAGGCAUUACUGGUUUGGUUGAUCUCAUACUGGGAAACUCAGGACCUUUUGCUUCUGGAGACUGGAUUCUCCCUGACCUUACAAUUCAAGGCUCAAUCAAUCUCAAUUCUGGUCUCCAGACCUUCCCCAACACCUUCUAUUUCAGCUAUGCGACUAGGAGGACGCAAAAAAUCCUUGGCUACACUGUUCCUUCUAGCAUCUGGGGCAUCCACCCUAUGCUCUUUAUUAGAGUCUUGCAGAUGUGCCAAUGGAGGUUCCCGACCGGCGCAUCCCCACCUUAUAAAGGAUACAGGGAUGAAGAUUGGGAACACAAUGAUGGAGCUCUAAACACAAUAUCAAUGACCCACCCUCGUCUGCCGGUAGAACAUCCAAGCUUUUAUGUUGUGGAUGACUCAGAGUGCCAGCCUUUGCAACCAGGAAUCUGGUACUAUAAGAUCAUGGAGGCCGAUCACAUCUUUUUCAUAGUAAACAGGGAGAGAGCAGGAGUACAGUUUGACGUUCUGUAUGAUGGCAUAUUUCAGAGGUGCAGAAAGCAUGUAUUCAGAAGCAGUAAAACACUAAUACCCAACGAAAGCAAUCAAUGACACCAUUCUCUUCUACAUUAGAUAUGGCUA
Molecule: messenger RNA, 2001 nt
Organism: Zingiber officinale
Lineage: Eukaryota; Viridiplantae; Streptophyta; Magnoliopsida; Zingiberales; Zingiberaceae
Product: lipase-like
Exons: 9
Coding region: 577-1971 (464 amino acids)
Source: RefSeq, a predicted model, not a curated record